AUGAUCAAGCUGCCAAACCUCACCUCACUCUAUUUCCACGGCCUAUCCAAGAGCGCUGCCAGUGACACUUUUGAUCUACCUGACGGACCUUACGAUAUCGCCGAAGACAGUUGUUCAUUCGAACACAUCUUCCUCGACAACUCGGCACUCGGCAAUCCACACGAGUUUCGGAAGGCUGUUGAAUCAGCACCCAAGUCUCUCAAGUCGUUGACGAUCUCCGCCAGUGAGGCGAAUGACAUGGACGGAUGGCUUUCUUGCGCUUCUGAGACACUCGUGCUCUACCAAACCAGCGAUCUUAGAGGCUACAGAUGCAAUUUGUACCGUCCAGAUGAGCUUUGUACACUCCCGAAGAACUUGGAGACCGCUGUCGUGGACCCAGAAGACAUAUUUCUAGAUGAAUAUGGCUAUCGCGGCUACGGGUGCCUUUACAAUGCGAACAACUGGGUCGAGCCAUUCCAGUUCUUCACGGAGCGCCAUGACAUCGACUACAUUCCUUCAAGCAUCGAGACUCUGGUCUUGCAAAGGCCAAGCGGUCGCUUGAGCGAGGCCGAGGCGGACCAGAUCGACGAUGCCAUUGUCGCCAUCCUGGCUCGCAGAUCUGUCUACUACCGCCACUGUUCGAAAUGCAGACCCAGAUGCCGCAACUAUUUUCCGCACUUGAAGGCCAUCUACCUGGGUGCGUUGGAAGAUGAACAAGAAUACGGGUCGAAGGAGCCCAGGCGAAGAGUCUGGUUCCAGAAUGCGAUUCGAGCAGGCCGUCAACAAGGUAUCGAUAUUCAUACGAGGACGACUCGUAGCCGCCCUUUCCAUGAGAUUGUAUUUCCUACUCCGCCGAAUCCUCGCGAUUUGAAGUUUGUGCCGGAAUCUGUCAAGGAGGAUUUGCGAGGCCCGCGUGCGUUCGAUGUGUACAGCGGAACGUGGGGUCCGCCGGGGUGUGGGAACUGUGGUCUUUGCAGUACGUGCUUGAGGAGGUAUGAUGCCGCAGUCUGGAAAGAGUUAGACAAGGCAUCGCAGAGGUGA
Molecule: messenger RNA, 1020 nt
Organism: Zasmidium cellare ATCC 36951
Lineage: Eukaryota; Fungi; Ascomycota; Dothideomycetes; Mycosphaerellales; Mycosphaerellaceae
Exons: 1
Coding region: 1-1020 (339 amino acids)
Source: RefSeq, a predicted model, not a curated record